Seminavis robusta is the source of this 1709-nucleotide messenger RNA. The record is from the annotation of a GenBank genome assembly. NCBI's taxonomy places the organism in Eukaryota, Bacillariophyta, Bacillariophyceae, Naviculales, Naviculaceae.
GCAGACCAUGGCGCCAUGGCAGGCAUUGUCGCAACACACCCACCAACAACGGCAGCAUACUACAACUAGCUCGCUAGAUACUACUACAACUAUAACUAACUACAGCCACUUCUACAGUACCAUCCAUCAUGGGUCCUGAUGACGAUCUCCCGACGCUGAUUCAGCGAAAAGACCACUUGAAUGUGUUGCGUUACAUUCGCGCUCAUCAGUUGCGAAAGCCCGAGCUAGUGGUGUCGCACGGUUUGGAAUUGCUCGGCAACGAUCUCACCAAGAAGUCGGUGGGGGGAGACGAAUCGGCUCGUUUAUCGGCGUUGGAACAAGUCUGUUUGGCCGCUCUGGAUCUUCACAAUCACGAUUUGGCGGAUCAGUGCUUGAGUCAACUCAAGGCAUCGCAGGGCAUGGAGUCCCAUCGCUUUCGGCGGUUGCUAGCGCGUUGUCUGGAAACAGCGGGAGAUCUCGAUGGCGCCACCAAAGUUUACAAUGAAAUGCUACAAGCCAAUCCGGCCAAUCUCGUGGCACUGCAGCGUAAAUAUGCCAUGCUCAAAGCACAGCCCAACAAGGAGACCGAGGCCAUGGAUGCUUUAAAUGAGUACUUGACACAAAAUAUGGCAGAUUCCGCCGGGUGGUACGAAAUGGCCAAGUGUCGCAUGAACAUGGCGGAUUACAAAGGUGCCGCGUAUGCCUUGGAAGAAGUCAUUUUGUCCUGUCCCUUGGAAGCCUCGCUGCACUGUGAAUUGGCAGAGGUCUAUUGCACCGUUGGUGGAUUGGAAAAUUUAAUGGCGGCACGAAAGCACAUGGCACAGAGUCUCGAGUUGGAUCCCAGCAAUGGACGGGCACAAUUUGGACUCAUGGUGGUGGCCAAUGCCUACCUGUUGGAAUCGGAAAAAUCAGCCAAAAAGCAUCAUGAUGAACAUGAAGUCGCCGUGGCCAAAGAACUCAUCAAAUACGGGGGCGAUCAGCUCCUCCAAGCGUAUAAGGGGGCCCCCAUGUUUGCCGCUGUCAAAACCGUGGUCGAGGAAUAUCAAGAUGAUUCUGCCAGUAAUGAAUGAUGAUAUCUUUAAAAGUCUUUAUUUAUUCUCAAAAAUCGAACCCGUAGUUGGUACUCUCCGUUGGACGCCAAUUCUAAAGAUAAGUGCAUCAUAGCCUAAUAAGGUAACAUGUUCAAUUCCCUCUCACGAAUUCGAACCUCGAUGACAAAAUUUGAUUACAAUCGCUGAAAGCUGAAAAAUUCUCUCCAGGUAUUCGUUUCGGCGCUCUCAGAAGACACAAGGUCCCAAGUCACAACUAAUUGGAAUAAAUUGGAACUAUGUACUGUGGGCCACAUUAGGUUUUGUUUGUGAGCGAAACGCACCGCUACGAUGCCUUAGACAGCUACAGCCCGAAAGUUAUUCAUGUCGGACGGUAGCACAGUGAAUAAAACUAAGUUCCAGGUGUCGCUAAGGUCUCGUGAAAAUGCUUGCCUUGGGCAAAUGCUACCGCAUGAAAACCGUUUCAGCCCACAGGUUCGGCUCUCAGAGUAGUACUGCACCAUGACACGAACUUUGGUCCUUGGUCGUCGACAAGUCAAAGCUUCCUGCUCCAUUUCACUUCUGAAGGGCUUGAGCAAAGUUUGCCCGCAUGCAAGUCACGAAUGCAGAUCUUUUUGAGUCAUGGAUACUCUCCACAAACCCCAACAACAACAACUCGCUCUGUCGCUCUGUCGCUCUGUC